This is a messenger RNA of Amoebophrya sp. A25, 480 nucleotides long. The record is from the annotation of a GenBank genome assembly. NCBI's taxonomy places the organism in Eukaryota, Dinophyceae, Syndiniales, Amoebophryaceae.
CAGCAAGUAUUCGUAUUGGAUUUUAGAGAUGAGGAUUUUAGCACUGGUUCUGGUUCUUACACUGUUUCAGGACCUCCAGUGAAGAAAGCCUGUUCCCGUCUUCGCAACAGCAUCGUCUUAAACGAAGCUACACUACGACGGAAUCCAUCGCCACUUCUUGCAUCUUUAAAGCAGCACCAAUGGCGCGUGCAUGGUCAGAGCUUGUCGCCGUUGAUCUUGGUUUUGCAUGACACGGAGACGGCGGCCGCACGUGCAGGCACAACUUUAGCUGAGCAGGGCUUUUUGAACGUGUUUUUGCUGUCGCAUGGCGGUAAUGUAGAUGCGCUAGUACGGAAUAUUGAGGUCUCGGCGAGACGCGCUUGUGAUCAUUACAACGUCGGAAGACCUGACUACAGUAUUUCUCCACGUCAAGAAGUUGACCAUGCUCGUCAUAUUGCUCCACGUCAAACGAGACGGACGUCAUUAUUGGUGCCGUCAUAG